Molecule: messenger RNA, 719 nt
Organism: Filobasidium floriforme
Lineage: Eukaryota; Fungi; Basidiomycota; Tremellomycetes; Filobasidiales; Filobasidiaceae
Product: dynein light chain 2, cytoplasmic
Exons: 3
Coding region: 109-444 (111 amino acids)
Biological process (GO): microtubule-based process; cilium assembly
Cellular component (GO): cytoplasmic dynein complex
Molecular function (GO): dynein light intermediate chain binding; dynein intermediate chain binding
Source: RefSeq, a predicted model, not a curated record
CUCCAGUCCUCUGAUCGACUGAUCAGAACAGCUAUUGAACCUUCAGAUACCUCUCUGUCAAGCGACACUUCUGCCUUCUACCAAAAUCUCCCAACCACUUCCAACAGCAUGGACAAAUUCAGCAACCCCGCCGACUCGAAACCCUCCAAAACCCCUCUCGGGGUCACCGGUUCAUCGACACCUCACAAGGCCGUGAUCAAAAACGUCGACAUGGCCGACAACAUGAAGGAUCGAGCCAUCGAGUUGGCCACAGAGGGAUUGAACAAGUAUAGCAUGGAAAAGGAUAUGGCAGAGUUCUUGAAGCGGGAAUUUGAUGCGCAGUAUGGAGUCACUUGGCAUUGCGUCGUCGGGAAAAACUUUGGUUCUUUCGUCACUCAUGAGACAAACAACUUUAUCUACUUUUACCUCGGACCCAUCUCCAUCCUCCUCUGGAAGACGUCUUGAAUCCACUAAGGUUCGAGAUCAUCACGAGACCUCCCUUCUUCUCUGUUACGGACCAUCCUUCCUUGCCAACAACCCGCAUCAGCAUUCUCAUCAUCAGUAACGACCAUCUCCACCCCCCCCUCCUCCCGCUUCAUCUUCCGCUUUUCUUUCGUCUCACCACGGACUCGGAGGAUCGGGUCUUCCACCACAUCUUGACAUCAUCUUCACUGCAACCUGGAUAUUGCCGACGUCUCCUCUUCUCAAUCUCAAGGAACAAGGAUCCUGCAUGUAACUUU